Messenger RNA from Ambispora gerdemannii, 2799 nucleotides. The record is from the annotation of a GenBank genome assembly. NCBI's taxonomy places the organism in Eukaryota, Fungi, Glomeromycota, Glomeromycetes, Archaeosporales, Ambisporaceae.
AUGUCAACUAAACUUCGAACUGUAUUUCAAACAUGUCAGGCUUCAAAGCGACCAGUGUUUGUUGCGUUUAUAACAGCCGGUUAUCCAGAACCGGAAGAAACUGUAGACAUUCUUUUGGCUCUUGAAAGAGGUGGAGUAGACAUUAUAGAGCUCGGCAUUCCAUUUACCGAUCCGCUCGCCGACGGCCCAACAAUUCAAGAAAGCAGUCAGAUUGCGCUUCAACAUAAAGUUGACAUACCAUUAUGUUUAUCUUUUGUUUCACAAGCACGUGAACGUGGAUUAAAAAUUCCCGUGAUUUUUAUGGGUUACUAUAAUCCGAUUUUGAGUUAUGGAGAGGAAAAAAUUGUAAAAGAUUGCAAAGAUGUGGGAAUUCAAGGGUUUAUUGUGGUCGAUCUUCCACCUGAAGAAUCCGAUCACUUUCGAAGCAUCUGUGCGCGACAUGGAUCAAGUUAUGUUCCUUUGAUUGCACCUUCUACAACAGAAGUUCGAAUUCGUCACUUGUCACACGUUGCCGAUUCUUUUAUCUAUGUUGUAUCAAGAAUGGGAGUCACUGGCUCAAGAGAUAAGAUAAACUCCGAAUUACCAAGUCUACUUGCUAAAAUUCGAAAAUAUACAAAUUUACCGCUUGCUGUUGGCUUCGGUGUUUCCAACAGAGAACAUUUUGAAUUAGUUGGAUCUCACGCUGAUGGUGUUGUGAUUGGAAGCAAAUUUAUUUCUGUAUUAAAAGAAUCGGAGAAAGGAAAAAGAGCCAAAGCGAUUCUUGAUUAUACUUUGGAAAUUUCUACAGGAUCCAAAAUUUAUGAUAAUAUCAAAGUCAUCUCAAAUGGAAGUCACACUGCCUCCAACAAUGCUAAUGUCUUGGCAGCUCAAGAAAGCGAAGAAGAUGCCAAAGCCGCCGCUAUUCAUAUUUUGGAUGCAAGAUUCGGUCAAUUUGGUGGGCAAUACGUUCCAGAAUCACUAGUUGAUUGCUUGGUUGAACUAGAAAAAGCGUAUAUAGAUACUAAAGAUGAUCCAGAAUUUUGGAAGGAAUUCAAAUCCUAUUAUGAUUACAUGGGUAGAGAAUCUCAGUUGCAAUACGCAGAUCGAUUGACUGCACAUGCAGGUGGUGCGAGGAUUUGGCUAAAACGUGAGGAUUUAAAUCACACUGGUUCACACAAAAUUAAUAACGCUAUUGGUCAGGUUUUAUUAGCUAAACGUCUUGGAAAGAAAAGAAUUAUCGCAGAAACAGGAGCUGGACAACAUGGUGUCGCAACUGCAACUGUUUGUGCUAAAUUUAAUUUGGAGUGCGUCGUUUAUAUGGGAAGUGAAGAUGUUCGUCGGCAAGCUCUAAAUGUUUUUCGAAUGAAAUUAAUGGGUGCCACUGUAGUUUCUGUUGAUUCAGGAAGCAAAACAUUAAAAGAUGCUAUUAAUGAGGCAAUGCGUGACUGGGUGACUAAUGUUGCUACUACACAUUAUCUGGUUGGUUCAGCAAUAGGGCCACACCCUUUUCCUCAAAUAGUUCGUGAAUUUCAAUCAGUUAUUGGGAAAGAGGCUCGCGAUCAAAUGCUAAAGAAAGCUGGUAAAUUACCUGAUCUAAUAAUUGCAUGCGUUGGGGGCGGAAGUAAUUCUAUUGGGUUAUUUUCUUCCUUUGUUUCCGAUAAAAAUGUUAAAAUAGUUGGAGUAGAAGCGGCCGGUGAAGGUGUGAAUACAAAUAAACAUUCAGCGACCUUGGUGGCAGGCACUCCCGGGGUGUUACACGGAACACGAACAUAUUUGCUGCAAGAUUCUAAAGGUCAAAUUUUAGAGACGCAUAGCAUUAGUGCUGGUUUAGAUUACCCAGGGGUUGGACCAGAGCAUGCAUUUUUGAAAGAUAUUGGUCGUGUUGAAUAUGUCGCAGUCACCGAUGCUCAGGCUUUAAUUGGAUUCCGAAAAAUGUCUGAAUUAGAAGGAAUCAUUCCAGCACUUGAAACCAGCCAUGCGAUUUAUACAACCAUCGAACUUGCAAAACAAAUGAAGCCCGAUCAAGACAUAUUGUUAAAUGUUAGUGGAAGAGGUGAUAAAGAUGUGGAAUCGGUUGCAGAAAAUUUGCCUAAGCUUGGACCACAAAUUGCGCCAACAAAUGUUACUCUUUACGCACUCGCAGUGUCAUACUCUUAUACGUUUCUUCUUUUAAUCUCUGUUGAACUUUAUCAACGUAGCACCGGAACCUCCGUCAAUCUAACUCGUAAGAUUAUUCAUUUGGGAGCUGGCACUUACAUACUGGUGACACUUUACUUAUUUGAGCAAUGGCAGUGGGUUGUUUUCUUGACGGGAUCUUUCGUCGUGUUAAAUGCUAUAUUUCGGUACAUAAAGCUUUUUAAAUCAAUGGAUCCUCAACAAGGAGCGACAUCUGGAACUGUCUUCUUUGCUUUUUCAUGUGCAUUUCUUCUUGGCUGGUUUCAUCAGGGUUGGGAAGAGGGCUUUCCACGUGGACGUGAAUAUCUCGCGAUAGCGGGUAUAAUGUCCAUGACCUAUGGCGAUGCUUUCGCGGCCAUAAUUGGAAAACGAUAUGGCAGACAUGAAUACCAAGUUAUUGGCGAUGGAGAUAGUAGACGUACUCUUGAAGGAUCCCAAGCGAAUUUCCUUUUUUCUUUUCUGGCAGUCUCAAUAACUUGGAUGAUAAUGUCACCUCCUGAACUUAGCAACUAUUGGGAUCUUAUUUACGGUUCAGUAAUUUCUGCCGUAUUAAGUACUGCUUUAGAAGCAAUUAGUCCAAGAGGUACUGAUAACUUGCUCGUACCAAUUGGUGUAAGUUUUACAUUAUCAUGGCUUGGAUACUAG